AUGCGGGCUGUGAGAUGCCUGCUGUUCGCCGCGGUGCUCGCACGGUGCUCCGUGACGGGUCUGAGGGGGGACUGGCAACCCCCCAUUGAAGACCUUGUGCAGCCCAAAAGGCUCCUGCAGCAGAUCCACUCCCAGGAUGAAGUGCUUCACACCCGCCUCGACACCCGGGUCCAAAACUUCUCGACGGGGGCGAAGCCCGUGCAUCUGGCCCAGAGCAGCUUCCUGGUGGAGGCCUUUGGCAGUUCAUUUAUCCUCGACCUGGAACUUAACCAUAAUCUCCUGUCGACAGACUAUGUCGAAAGACACUUUGAAGACAAUGGACAGCCAUCACAGAUUAAGGGAGGAGAACACUGUUACUACCACGGACGUGUGCGAGGGCUGCCACAAUCUUGGGUGGCUUUGUCCACCUGUCACGGACUUUGGGGAAUGUUCUCUGAUGGCAACAUCUCAUAUGGGAUCCAACCUGUGGACGGUAUGGUGGACCAUGUUGUGUAUCGCAUGCCGAUCGUCGAUAUCCUCUCGGCUUCCUGUCCAGCAUGCAGCUUGAACGGUAGCCGGCCUGUAAGGCAGACAGGCAGCAAAGGAGACGAGAAGAGGCGGCAUGGAGACGACUGGUCUGCAUUUGAGGCGAAGGAGACCAGCUUGAGACGAUCAAAAAGACAAGUGCGUCGGGGUCAGCGCACAGUGCAGACUGAGACCAAAUAUAUUGAGCUAAUGGUCAUAAAUGACCAUGAACUGUUUGUCCAACAGCGUCGAUCGACCUCUCAGACGAAGAACUUUGCCAAAGCGGUUGUCAACAUGGCUGAUGCGAUCUACAAGGAGCAGCUCAACACGCGCAUCGUCCUGGUCGCCAUGGAAACCUGGUCGUCAGAGAACCGAAUCUCGGUGGGUGACGACGCCCUGGUCACCCUGCGCGACUUCAUGAAAUACCGGAAAGCGAGCAUCCGCGAACGCUGCGAUGCGGUGCACCUCCUCUCCGGGAGGACGUUCAUGAGCAGCCGCAGCGAGGCCGCAUACGUCGGCGGCGUCUGCUCGCUCAACAGGGGCGGCGGCAUCAACGAGUUUGGCGCAGUGGGUCCAGUGGCCAUCACGCUGUGCCAGAGCUUGGGCCAGAACAUCGGAAUGCUGAGGAACAAGGAUAGACCUGCCGCAGGAGAUUGCAGAUGUCCAGAUCCGUGGUUGGGAUGCAUCAUGGAAGACACUGGCUACUACCUGCCUAGGAAGUUCUCUCGCUGUAGUAUCGACGAAUAUCUUCGCUUUCUGCAGCAAGGUGGUGGCAGUUGCUUGUUCAACAAACCCAGUAAGCUUCUGGACCCGCCCGAGUGUGGCAACGGAUACGUGGAACUGGGAGAGGAGUGCGACUGCGGGACACUUGUGGAUUGCACCCGCAGCGGCGCCAAUUGUUGCAAGAAGUGCACACUUACCCACAAUGCAAUGUGCAGCAACGGCCUUUGCUGCAGGGACUGCAAGUAUGAGCUGAGAGGUGUGACAUGUCGUGAGGCCGUCAAUGACUGUGAUAUCCCAGAAACCUGCUCGGGUGAUUCCAGCCAGUGUCCUCACAAUGUACACAAACUAGACGGCUACACCUGCGAGGCCGGCCAGGGUCGCUGCUACGGUGGUCGCUGUAAAACCAGAGACAGCCAGUGCCGGAGUUUGUGGGGCUUCAACGCCGCUGACAGGUUCUGCUACGAAAAGCUCAAUUCCGAGGGCACGGAGAAAGGAAACUGCGGGCCAGAGCCUGGCGGUCAGGGAUGGAUGCAUUGCAACAAGCAGGACGUUCUGUGCGGUCUGCUUCUGUGCACCAAUGUGACCGAAAAGCCUAGUUUUGGCGAGUUGCAAGGCAAACUGACAAGUUUGACUAUCUAUCAUCACAAUAGAUACUUGGACUGCAGGGGUGGUCAUGCGGUUUUGGAUGAUGGCUUGGACCUGGGCUACGUGGAGGAUGGAACACCUUGCGGGCCAAACAUGAUGUGUCUUGAACGCCGCUGCCACCCGGUCAACACCUUCAACCUCAGCAUGUGUCCUGGCUCGUCCAUUUCACGCAUUUGCUCCCAUCAUGGCACAUGUAGCAAUGAAGUUAAAUGCAUCUGUGACCCGGACUACACCGGGAAGGACUGCAGCGUGUUUGACCCCAUUCCUAUUCCCACGCCAUAUGAAGGCCCGGCGAAGCAUAAAGGUCCGAGUGGGACCAACAUCAUCAUUGGCUCAGUGGCCGGUGCCAUUUUGUUGGCUGCCAUUGUCCUGGGAGGCACUGGAUGGGGAUUCAAAAACAUCCGGAGAGGAAGGUACGACCCCGCCUUUGAGUCCUGA
Messenger RNA from Nerophis lumbriciformis (worm pipefish), 2310 nucleotides. Lineage: Eukaryota; Metazoa; Chordata; Actinopteri; Syngnathiformes; Syngnathidae. The record is from RefSeq and is a predicted model, not a curated record.